CCUUCAACACUAUUAAGAGAAAAGCUUGCUGAUGACAAUGGGAUUGGACUCAGCCCUCCCUCCCCUGUCAUUGCAGGUGUAUCCUCUGUUCACAGCAGGACCUAACUAAUGUGCCUAACCUGCCUGCCCUCUUUAUUCAGGGUGUUUUGGGAUAACAUGGAGUGAAUGUGUCUACUUUUUUAUUUGCCAGUAAUCAAUAGGUAAUUGGUUUUGUAGUAUUUUUAGGGACCAUUGGUUUGAAUACUGGAACUGGGGUAGAACCAGUACAUCCCUAACCCAAGAUGAGUGCGACAAAGGAAGAUGUUGAGAAGUUCCUGGAUGGGAACCCGGCUUUCGCCCAGGGCUACUUCAACAAGAAGCUCACACCAGGGGCCCUCUCUGUGAUGGCGGGGAUCCCGGAGUCCAAGGUGGAUUUUGGGAUGUUACAGGAGCUGAGCCAGAUAGAGGAAGGCCAGAUCCUAUUCGACCUGAUCAAAGAAAUGCAGGAGAAUGUGAACAUGGAGAAAGUGGUGUUCAAGAUCCUGAAGAGGAUCGUCGCCCUGAUCCAAGCUGACCGCUGCAGCCUGUUCAUGUACCGGGAGAGGAACGGCAUCGCGGAGCUAGCCACGCGUCUUUUCAACAUCACCACAGAGUCUGAGCUGGAUGACUGUGUGGUUCACCCUGACCACGAGAUAGUCUUCCCCCUGGACCUUGGGGUGGUGGGAAAUGUGGCCCAGACCAAGAAACACAUCAAUUUGAAAGAUGCCAAUGAGAGCAGUCACUUCAGCUCGUUUGUUGAUGACCUGACAGAGUACAAAACCAGGAACAUAUUAGCCUCGCCUAUCAUGAACGGAGAGGAUGUGGUGGCUGUGAUCAUGGCCCUGAACAAGACCACUGGACCCCACUUCACCACUGAGGAUGAGGAUCUUUUUCUGAAGUAUCUCAGAAUAGCCUCUUUGAACCUGAAGAUUUACCAGCUGAACUACCUGUACAACUGUGAGACUCGAAAAGGACAGGUCCUGUUGUGGUCCGCCAACAAGGUGUUUGAGGAGCUGACAGACAUUGAGAGACAGUUCCAUAAAGCCCUGUAUACAGUGCGGGCAUACCUGAACUGUGACAGGUACUCUGUGGGCCUACUGGAUAUGACAAAGGAGAAGGAGUUCUUUGACAUCUGGCCAGUGUUGAUGGGAGAUCAGCCCCCCUACGCUGGACCUGUUACUCCGGAUGGCAGAGAAGUCAUAUUCUACAAAGUCAUUGAUUAUAUUUUGCAUGGAAAAGAGGAUAUCAAAGUUAUCGCGACUCCCACUCUAGAACACUGGGUGUUGUGUACUGGAUUGCCCACAUAUGUGGCCGAAACUGGUCUUAUAUGUAACAUCAUGAAUCCCACAACAGAGGAGAUGUUCAAGUUUCAGUCAGAGCCCUUGGAUGACAGUGGUUGGACCAUAAAGAAUGUGCUGUCCAUGCCAAUUGUCAACAUGAUGGAAGAGAUUGUGGGCGUGGCUACAUUCUACAACAGGAAAGAUGGGAAGCCAUUCGACCAGCAGGAUGAGGAGCUAAUGGAGGCUAUGACUAACUUCCUGGGCUGGUCCCACCUCAACACAGACACUAAUGACAGGAUGAAAAUGAUGGAGAACCGGAAAGACAUAGCCCAGGACAUGGUUCUCUACCACGUCAAGUGCCGUGAUGACGAAAUACAGACAAUCCUGAAAACCAGGCAGUAUUUCAACAGAGAGCCCUGUGACUGUGAAGAGGAUGAGUUUCUGCAGAUUCUGAAAAAAGAGCUACCCGGCCCCAAGAAGUUUGAGAUCUACGAGUUUGGGUUCUCUGACUUUGACUGCACAGAGCUGGAGCUGGUGAUGUGUGGGAUCCAGAUGUACUAUGAGGUCGGAGUGGUCAAGAAGUUCCAGGUUCCACAGGAGGUUCUGGUGCGUUUCCUGUUCUCUAUCAGCAAAGGCUACAGGAAAAUCACCUAUCACAACUGGCGCCACGGUUUCAAUGUUGGGCAGACUAUGUUCACACUGUUGACGACAGGGAACCUGAAAAGGUACUACACAGAUCUGGAGGUGAUGGCCAUGAUCACAUCUGCUUUUCUCCAUGAUAUCGACCACAGGGGGACAAACAACCUCUACCAGGUGAAAUCUGGUAACCCACUAGCCAAGCUUCACGGCUCGUCUGUCCUGGAGAGGCAUCAUCUAGAAUUUAGCAAGUUCCUUCUGGCAGACGAGUCCUUGAAUAUCUACCAGAACCUCAACAGAAGACAGAACGAGCAUGCCAUCCACCUCCUGGACAUUGCCAUCAUUGCAACAGACUUGCAACUCUAUUUCAAGAAGCGAACUAUGUUCCAGAAGAUUGUUGACCUAUCAAAGACCUACGAAGAUGAGAAGAAGUGGGUGGACUGGAUGUCACUGGAGACGACCAGGAAAGAGAUUGUCUUGGCCAUGAUGAUGACAGCAUGUGACCUGUCAGCCAUCACUAAACCAUGGGAGGUGCAAAGCAAGGUGGCGCUGUUUGAAGCAGCUGAGUUCUGGGAGCAGGGUGACUUGGAAAGGGAAGUUCUUGAAAAACAACCCAUUACUAUGAUGGACAGAAACUGCGCUGGCCAACUGCCCAAGCUGCAGUGUGGUUUCAUUGACUUUGUCUGCACAUUCAUCUACAAGGAAUUCUCCCGCUUCCAUCCGGCCAUCCAGCCGAUGUAUGAUGGCCUCCUAAACAACAGGAAGGAGUGGAAGGCCAAGCAGGAAGAGUACGAGGCCAAGCAGGCCAUCCUGGAAGCCCAGUCAGGUCAGAGUGGAGGAUAUAUUGCAUUAUUGCUCUGUAGUUUAGAGAGUAUUUUGUCUGCAGUAAAAGUAACACAGAUGAUCCUUAACACGUACUUUAGUUUCUAUUCUUGUAAUGUACAGGGUCCAAGACGUGCUCAGUGUGCUAGAGCCCGUUUUGGAGGUAGAUCACUCCAGGAUACAUCACAGCCACACAGUCUUGCUGCCGGCCGGGGCAGGGCCAGCCUCACCUCAGAGCAGCUGUGGAAAGACAGCCUGCACUCACAGCAUCAGAGCCUUGGAGAAGAGCCAGAGGGACUAUUUAGCAGCCACGCAGAAAAGCCAUUGGACCUGCUGGUUACAGACCCAUGUUGGCACAUUAUGGACACAACAGUCAAGUUUCUUCCUUCAGUUGAAGGGUAGUUGUCAUUAGUUGCAUUGGCAAAUCCACAUUUUAGAAGUUACCCCUGUCAAUAUGUUUCACGACCUUCGGAGGAAUCCUGCAAGUAGACGUGUGGAGAGUAUGCGUCUUAUGUACACUAAGUUCCUGAAGGUCUUUAUCAACCAAUUUAAGGAACAAGAAAUCACUAAAUUCUGAAAUAUUUGUUUCUAAACAUGUGGAAUGUCCUAUGAAUAUAACAUUAAUAUGCAUUGCUUCUCAUUUGACCCUUUUCAUACAGAAUACUGUUAAAUAAUAAAUUUUUAACAGUAUUCUGUAUUUUUUUAAACAUUUAUUUUACCUUUAUUUAACUAGGCAAGUCAGUUAAGAACAAAUUCUUAUUUUCAAUGACGGCCUAGGAACAGUGGGUUAACUGGUCUAGGAACAGUGGGUUAACUGCCUUAUUCAGGGGCAGUUAUUAUACAAAACCUUGGUGGAUUCAUCAAGAAUCCAAUAUUACAUCAACAGUGUAAUUACAGUGGCUUAUGUUGUUCUUCAUACCUUACAGUCAGUCAUCAUUUACAUGAGAGAAUGUGUUUACCCUAAUGGUAAUCAAAAGUAGAUUAUGCAAUAGUUAGGUUAGCGUCCUGAUACGCCAUGGUGGUAGCUAGACGAGCGGUUAGAUCGAAAAAAAAAAUGAAUAUGUAACUGUUCACUGUCUAUUUUAGAAUAUUUGAAUAAGACAUACUUUUAAGGUAAAAACAAGAUACAAUAUGUCUCAAAUGAUGUGUGUGUAUGAUCUAUAACAAUAUGUCUCAAAUGAUGUGUGUGUAUGAUCUAUAACAAUAUGGAUGGAUUUCCAAAUGGUCCACUGAGGAUAAUGGUCAAAGUCCCAAACCCUCGGUAGUUAUUGAAUCCAGUGGCCUUGAUUCUGAUACGAGCCGACUCAGUGGAUCCAUAGAAUCUCCUAGUACUCGUUAUGAACAAAGAAUAAUCAUGUUCUUGUAGCAGCCCCACUCUCUAUGGGGUAUCUAUGCUUUGAUAGAUGUAAUCAAUUGUAAAUAGUCUCCUGCUGUAAAUAUAUUUCAAUUAUAGUAUAUUUUUUCAGAUGAUUAAUAGGUAAUACAUAGAUUUUCUAUGAACGUCAGUGCAACAUUACUGUUAUGCUCUGUGCCGACAUUAAACUAAAUAUCAAGUACCCAUUUAUUAGAAGCAGCAAUUAUUUUUGCAUAACCAUACCAUUAAAAAUUGCAACUAACAUUUUAUUCCCCAAUUUGUUGUUACAAAUAUUUGCAUGUAAACAUGACCAGAAUUCUGUAUGUGCUAUCUACAAUAACCAAAAUAAAGUAAAUUAAUUUUUAAAGGAU
Oncorhynchus tshawytscha (Chinook salmon) is the source of this 4481-nucleotide messenger RNA. Its product is annotated as rod cGMP-specific 3',5'-cyclic phosphodiesterase subunit beta-like. Gene Ontology annotation, molecular function: 3',5'-cyclic-nucleotide phosphodiesterase activity; protein binding. Gene Ontology annotation, biological process: signal transduction; retina development in camera-type eye. The coding region runs from base 282 to 3158 and encodes 958 amino acids. Lineage: Eukaryota; Metazoa; Chordata; Actinopteri; Salmoniformes; Salmonidae. Gene Ontology annotation, cellular component: photoreceptor outer segment membrane. The record is from RefSeq and is a predicted model, not a curated record. The transcript has 21 exons.